AUGGUGUUUCCUCCCCAGGUUUUUGAAAUCAGAGUAAAUUCCGCCCAUGACUUGGCCCUCGUUUCUAAGAGCAUGAAAACUUACGUAACUGUAAGCAUCGAUUCUAACCGUAAGGUCACCACCAGGGUUGAUCAAACUGGCCUCAAUAACCCCACUUGGAAUGAGAAAUUUGGAUUUCGAGUCGAUGACAGGUUUCUUAACGAUGAAACUUCCGUUGUUAUGGUCGAAAUAUAUGCGGCAGCGUGGUUGAAAGAUUACCUCAUUGGCUCCGUUCGUGUUCUCAUUACCCACCUGUUUGGUUCUGUUUCGAACAAUGCGUUGCCCACGCGAUUUGUUGCGUUGCAGGUUCGCCCUCUGUCGGGGCGGCCUCAGGGGAUCAUCAACAUGGGCAUCUCGCUUUUGGAUAACACAACAAGGAGCUUGCCGCUGUUGGCCGAGCUGUGCGCCGCGGGUGGAGCUUUUAGCGAUAUAACAUCGAUAAGAAAUUACAACGAUGCGAAAACGAAGAAGACGCAUAAAGAUGAUCAAGAAGUUGAGAAAUUAAAUCUCAGUAAUAAUCCCAAAAAGAACUUGAAACUACGUCGUUCGUUAAGCGACAGGACGGAUUUAACCAGUAAGGAUAACAGAAAUCAAGUCGUCGUUAAUGUUGACUCAAUAAUGUGCAAUGAUUUAGUGCUGAAAGGAAAUAAUAAUAAUAAUAAUAACGGCGGCGUGGUAAACGAGUCAAUAUGUUGGAUGGACGUGGGGCCUUCAGCGUCGGUGGUUGCGGCGGCGAUAGCAAAAGGGUUGUACAAGACACCAGCGCCGGCGGCGAAUAGGGAGAAUGAAGAAAACCUGAAACUGAAUGUUGAGAGAUGGCGGAAUGAGGAUCAACCAAAUUACAAUUAUUAUAAAAUGAAAGCUAAUAGUAAACAGAGUGGACAUGCACGGCGGAGAACGGAGAGCGGAGGGUUGUUUUCGUGUUUUGGUAAUGCAUUUGGGUGUGAAAUCUCGAUCACAUGUGGCGGCGGCGGCGCAGGAAGCACCCAAGGGAGAUACCAAAAUUGUAGGAUUUACCCCCUGAGCAUGGUUGGAGAUAGUAUUUGUAGUGUUCAUCAACCUUACGUUGCCAGGUUUAAGAAAGAAAAUUAA
Molecule: messenger RNA, 1131 nt
Organism: Mangifera indica (mango)
Lineage: Eukaryota; Viridiplantae; Streptophyta; Magnoliopsida; Sapindales; Anacardiaceae
Exons: 1
Coding region: 1-1131 (376 amino acids)
Biological process (GO): defense response
Source: RefSeq, a predicted model, not a curated record